UCUCCAUUAAACCCACCGCCAUCCUUCCUUCUCCUCCUCCCAUCCCCUCCCCUGUCUCUCCUUUCCCCCAAGCGCGCCCAAAAGCUUCAGUCCCGCUCUCCACAACCUACACCGCCGUGCACGGCGGCGAUAUCCGCACUCUCUUGCAAGAAAACACCAACUCUAUCGACCACAAUGGCGGCCACCGCGGCCUCUGAUGUCACCGACGGACCAGUCCUAUCUUUCAUCAACAAGCGUAUCCGUGGCCUCCGAAAGAAAUACAACCGCAUCGUCCAGAUGGAAGAGUCUAUUGCCCAGGGUAAACCCAUCAACAACGAGCAAGAAGAAACUCUCAAGACCAAACCCUCCAUAAUAGCUGCCAUCGAUGAGCUUGAGAAGCUCCGUCAACCCCUCUCAUCCGUGGUCGUAGAGGAAGUCAAUCUUGCCAUCCAACGCCACCAAGUCUCCACCGCCCAACCCACCGAAACCAAAGAUCCUGAAGAAAAUAACACAAACAAUGACCUCGAAAGUCAAUAUGACUUGGUGGUUGAUGAUCUGUUGAAGUUGCUUUACUUUGGGAGUAUGUUUGAUGUGAAGUCUCAGAACGAUUUCACAGCGACGAUGCUGACGAAAAUUCACGAAAGAGGGUGUUGUUUGACCUAUGAUUAUGUGACUGAUGAUGAUGCGAAUGACCUGCUUGGUGAGAGGGAUUUGGAUUUAAUUUCGAUGCUCGGUGGGUUCUUGAUUUCCCGGCCAGUGGAUUCGAGUUUGUCUCACAAGAAUGCUUUGCAGAGGUGCAUUGAGCAUGCAAAGCUUUGGCUUUCAAAAUCUGAUCAACCCAUUGGGGCAAAUUCAGCUGUUACUUAUGCUCAGUUGAGGGAGAAGCUGAACAAGAUUAUGGCUUCGGACUACUUCACAACGACACCGGAGAUGAAGGCUCCAGUUGAAGUGGCGGCGGCUGCUUCUGGAAAUUAUGGGUCUUUCCAGGUGCACGAGUCUGUGGUGCCGGUCCAAGUGGAAGGCUCAGUUGGGCAUUAUCAGCAGGAGGUAAAAACUAGAUUUACUUGUGAUAAUUAGGGACUUAUAAUGUUUUUGUUCUGUACAUGUUUGAUUCUCUAUAUAAGGCAGUGCCAAAUCGUGGAGCUAGAAAUUUUGUUCGGAGGGUGCACUUUAACUAUAAACUUAAAUUUUUCUUUCACUUGAUAAAAGUAACCUAACACAUUUAAAUUUAUUAUAUUAUAUUUGAUACUCAAACAUUUAUUAGAUACAAAAUGGUUAAACAUUGAUAUAUAUAUAUAUAUA
This is a messenger RNA of Ilex paraguariensis (yerba mate), 1281 nucleotides long. The record is from the annotation of a GenBank genome assembly. NCBI's taxonomy places the organism in Eukaryota, Viridiplantae, Streptophyta, Magnoliopsida, Aquifoliales, Aquifoliaceae.